This is a messenger RNA of Manihot esculenta (cassava), 2311 nucleotides long. Its product is annotated as peptide-N4-(N-acetyl-beta-glucosaminyl)asparagine amidase A. The coding region runs from base 94 to 1977 and encodes 627 amino acids. Lineage: Eukaryota; Viridiplantae; Streptophyta; Magnoliopsida; Malpighiales; Euphorbiaceae. Gene Ontology annotation, cellular component: vacuole. The record is from RefSeq and is a predicted model, not a curated record. The transcript has a single exon.
AUCAGCCUGUUUUGUCUUUCACUCCAAACUUUGUCUCCCCUCUCAAACAAAAUAGACUCAGAGCAGCGAAAAGCAACAGCACAACAACUAUUCAUGGCUACCUCUCUCUACUCUCUUCUCCUCCCUUUCCUCUUCUUCUUCCUCCUCCACCCUUUCGUCUCCGCAGCCAACGUUCACAAGGCCAACAAACUCCUCAAAUCAACCCUCCUUGCUGAACCCUCCUCCACUUUUCCUCUCAAACCCCUCAAUGACACCCCGCUAACUGUUUACUUUGAAGUAACAAAACCCAUCAAUGUCCCCAAACUUCAACCUUGUGCACGCACCAUUCUCCAAUACGAUUUCGGCUAUACCUAUGGCAAACCUCCAGUUCUUGCAAACUACACUCCUCCCUCUCAUUGCCCAUCUCAUCAGUUCUCCAAGAUCGUGCUCGAAUGGAAUGCAACUUGUAAGGGAAGGCAAUUUGAUCGCAUUUUUGGGGUUUGGUUAGGUGGUGUUGAGCUUCUCAGAAGCUGCACAGCUGAGCCAAGAGCAACCGGAACUUUUUGGUCUGUGCAAAAGGACAUAACAAGGUAUCAUUCGUUGCUUGUUAAGAAUGAGACUCAAGAACUCGCUGUUUAUCUUGGUAAUAUUGUUGAUUCUACUUAUACUGGGGUGUACCAUGUGAAUUUAACUUUUUAUUUUUAUCCUGCUGAAGAGAAAUUGAGCUAUAAUGAAGAUGGGUUGAAUAAUAUGAAAGCUGCACAAAGUUCUAAGGCUGAUUUGAUCUUACCCAUUUCGAGAAAUCUGCCAUUGAAUGAUGGGUUGUGGUUUGAAAUUCAGAAUUCGAAUGAUACCCAAUUGAAGGAAUUUACGAUUCCUCAAAAUGUGUACAGGGCUGUAUUGGAGGUUUAUGUUUCUUUUCACGAGAAUGAUGAGAAUUGGUAUUCAAAUUAUCCUAAUGAGUAUAUUAUUGCUAAUAAUAUUACUGGUAGCCCUGGAAAUGGUCCUUUUAGGGAGGUUGUGGUUAGUCUUGAUGCAGAGGUGAUUGGUGCAGUUUGGCCUUUUACUGUGAUUUUUACAGGUGGGUUCAAUCCUCUCAUGUGGAGACCUAUUACUGGCAUUGGUUCAUUCAAUCUCCCAUCUUAUGAUAUAGAAAUUACUCCAUUUUUAGGGAGUAUAUUGGAUGGAAAGACCCAUGAAUUAGGUUUUAGUGUAACUAAUGCUUUGAAUGUUUGGUUCAUAGAUGCAAAUUUGCAUCUUUGGUUGGAUCAUAAGAGCACAAGAACUGAAGGGAUGGUCUUGACACAUGAGAGUAAGCCUCUUGCUUUUUCUUUGGUGUCCAAUUUCAAGGAUUUGAAUGGAACAUUCUUGUCAACGGCUCAAAGGUCAAUAUCCUCAAAUGGAUGGGUGCAGUCCUCCUUUGGGAAUAUCACUACCAGUUUUAAUCAACACUUCAGUUACAGCAACUUAAUGGAGAUGGGUGAGGAUGGGAAUUUGCAGAUUGUGAAUCAGACAAUUAGUUUUAAUGACAGUGUUUCUUUCGGAAAGCUUAACUCUUCUGUUCAUUCAUUCAGAUCAGUAAAAGACUUUGGUUUUGACAUGUACUCUAAAUUUUUGGAUCAAGGAAAUGGCUCUGCCUUUUAUGUAACAAACCUCACUCUGGGAUUCAGUGAGAAGAAAUCAAAAGAGGCUGGUUUUGGAUUUGGGACCAGCUCUCUGAAAAAUCUGCAGAGCACGCAGGGUGCUAUGGUUGUAAAGAACAACUUGGUGGUCAGUGGAGUGGGAAGUACACAGCAGGCCUACAAUUGUGAUGAUAGUAAUUUUUGUUACUUCAGGGACAUAAGCAGUUCAAACUACACCAUUAUUGCUGACAAAGUGAUAAAUAAAUGCAAUAAAAAGGAAAAGUCUAACCUUGGUUUUGGGCUUAGCAGAUGGUGGCCAUUUCCUACUCGAAGGGCUUCUCUCGCAUCUAAGUUUCUGAAUAACAAUGGAGUUUAACAAUUGCUUCAUGUGGGAAUUCAUUUCUUUAGAUGCUUUGAAGGUUUCUGACACAUGGAGAAUCGACACCCCAGAUAAAAUUGCACGGGUGUAGUACUCUGUAUUUCUUUUGAGCAAAGUGACUUUGUGCAUAUGCUUGUAUCAUUUGUCUCUAUAAUCUGUUCCAAAUGGGAUGGAUUUAUAUUUAAUGUAAAUGUGGCAGAACGUUCUUCAGUUUUUUAGCAUACAUUUGCACCCCCAAAAUAAGGAACUUACUGUAGGAUUUGGCCUAAAGCUGAACUUCACAAAUAAAUUUAUUCAGUGUUUCAGUUUUAUGAGAAUUUAAUUUAGUGAA